AUGUUUGAACUCCUUUCCGGCAUCCUGAAACACUUUCCUGGUACCCACACUCGAGUGUACAACAAAAUUCAAGAAAUGGAAGAUUUUGUCCCUGAGAACAUCAAGAGGCUGGACCCCAGGGCCCCGCAGGACUUCAUUAAUUCCUUCCUGGUCCACAUGGACAAGGAGUUCCUGAAUCCUGAGAGUGAGUUCCACUGUAAGAAUCUCGUCUACACAGCGGUCUUACUGUUGUUUGCUGGCACAGAGAGCUCCAGCACCACUCUCUAGUUUGAGAUUCUACUCCUUCUUAAGAACCCCGAUAUUUUAGAAAGUCCGGUGGAGAUUGACAGAGUGAUUGGCUCACACCGUCUUCUAGCCCUGGAAGAUUUGGCAAAAAUACCUUAUACAGACACUGUCAUCUGCAAAAUUCAGAGAUUCAGUGACAUCAUGCCCCUUGGCAUCCUCCGCUCUGUCAUCAAGGACACUCACUUCUGGAGAUACCAUCUGAGACAGGGCACAACCCUGUAUCCCAUCUUGAACUCUGUCCUCCAUCAUCCAUUCCACUUUGAGAAGCCAGAAGCCUUCCACCCUGGCCACCUCCUGGAUGCGGAGGACAACUUCAAGAAGCAAGAAGCCUUUGUUCCAUUCUCCCUAGCGCUACAAUACUAG
Messenger RNA from Lynx canadensis (Canada lynx), 648 nucleotides. Its product is annotated as cytochrome P450 2B11-like. Gene Ontology annotation, molecular function: oxidoreductase activity, acting on paired donors, with incorporation or reduction of molecular oxygen, reduced flavin or flavoprotein as one donor, and incorporation of one atom of oxygen; heme binding; iron ion binding. The record is from RefSeq and is a predicted model, not a curated record. The transcript has 5 exons. Gene Ontology annotation, cellular component: cytoplasm; intracellular membrane-bounded organelle. Gene Ontology annotation, biological process: xenobiotic metabolic process. Lineage: Eukaryota; Metazoa; Chordata; Mammalia; Carnivora; Felidae.